Molecule: messenger RNA, 1005 nt
Organism: Otolemur garnettii (small-eared galago)
Lineage: Eukaryota; Metazoa; Chordata; Mammalia; Primates; Galagidae
Product: vomeronasal type-1 receptor 4-like
Exons: 1
Coding region: 1-1005 (334 amino acids)
Biological process (GO): G protein-coupled receptor signaling pathway
Cellular component (GO): membrane
Molecular function (GO): pheromone receptor activity
Source: RefSeq, a predicted model, not a curated record
AUGAGAAUGACUCUUGUUGAUUUGAUCCUGAGGCUACUAUUUAUGGUUCAAACUUGGAUUGAGGUCCUGGGAAACACCUUUCUUCUCUUCACCUAUGCCUCCAGAACUUGCACUAGCCAGACACCAAGGCCCACAUACCUGAUCCUCACCAACCUUGCUGUGGCCAACCUCUUGACUCUGCUCUUCAAAGUAAUUCCUCAAAUGAUAUUUGUCUGGAGAGUGAAAAAUAUCCUGGGAAAUACUGCAUGUAAACUGGUCUAUUAUAUCCAUAGAACAUCACGGGGUCUUUCUCUCUGCAUGACUUCCCACUUGAGCAGUUUUCAAGCUGUCACCAUCAGCCCUAGAUCUGGAGGGUGGGUGAAGCUCAAAGACACAGUUUUGAAGAACGUUGGGAUCUCCUGCAUUCUGUGCUGGAUUUCCAAUCUGCUAAUAAACAUCUUUGUUCCUAUAAAGAUUCAGGCCCUUCAGAAUAUUCACAAUUCUACUGUUACACGGGAUUAUGGAAUCUGCUCUUCUGAAAGACCUGAAGCAAAUUAUGCUGUGAUUUACACAACUCUACUCACUUUCCCAGAUGUUGUGUUCAUGGGACUCAUGGCUGGGGCCAGUGUCUACAUGGUCCUCCUCCUACACAGACACCACCAGAGAGUGAGGCAUGUUCAUACCCUCAGUACCUCCCACAGGUUCUCUCCUGAGGCAAAAGCCACUCAGACCAUCCUACUUUUGGCAACUACCUUCAUUUUAUUUUACGUUAUUAAUUCCUUCCUUAUAAUUUAUAAUACUGUGUUUUUCAAAACUCAACAUUGGUUUCAUAAUGUUGCCACCUUUCUGGCUGCAUGUUAUCCCACUCUCAGCCCUCUGAUACUGAUGCUUCGAGAUCCACGACCACCAAGUUUUUGUUCUUUGAUGGUGAAAAUAAAGUUCCAAAUUACUAGUCAUCCCAUUCACAACAGAAUUUCUUUCCUUCAGACCAUCUGCUUAUUCACUUAUUCACAUGAGCAUAAGUAG